Molecule: messenger RNA, 4212 nt
Organism: Chilo suppressalis (striped riceborer)
Lineage: Eukaryota; Metazoa; Arthropoda; Insecta; Lepidoptera; Crambidae
Source: the annotation of a GenBank genome assembly
AUGAGUCACUUCGAGUUUGCUAUACCUUUGCAAAAAGAUGAGUUGCUGGAGUCUCAUGCAGGCCAGUACCAUGUCGAAGACGUAGUUCAACCAAGAUUACUUCUCUCUAAACUACAGGAUGCAGCCAGGGCUUAUAACAGUGAAGGAGUUGAUUAUAUAUUGGAACAUUUUGAUACAUACUUUUCAAUAAUAGUCCAUGGAAAUAAACUAGAAUGGAAUAUUAUUAACAAAGGCUUUGAUCACAUCGUAAGGGCAGCAAAAAACCUAUGUAAUCAUCUUGAAUUGCUAUUUCAAGAUCAAGAGAUUGAUAAUGAUGUCCGUGUUAAGAAUUUGAACAUAGUAAAAAUGGUUAUGUAUCUAUUCACACAAGUGAUGAAAACAAAGGAUACGAAGUUAGCAGCAGAUAACUCUACAAAAUUAACACUUGGAAAGAAAGGCAAGAAAGCUUCAGAUGAAAAUGAAGAAUUUUGUGGUUGGACUGAAUCGGACAAGCAGGCAGCACUGGUCACUUUGCACUUGAUUUUGCAACAAGCACUUUCUCGGCUCUGGGAUCCGCCCUUAGCAGAGGAUAAUUUUGUUUCUAUGGUAGCAGAACCAUGCUAUAAGGCAUUAGAAGAACAAAUUAUAAAAAACAAAGCAGUGAGGGAGACAGUUUUUCAAGUACUUGGUGUAUUGAUCAAAAAAUAUAAUCAUGGCACUUCUUGUCUCAUCAAAUUAGUACAGGUCCUACAAAUGUUUGAACAUGCUGUCCUCCCCAUCUGUACUGGAGUGGUGCAGUUGCACAAAGAAUUUGGACUUGGCACAUUUGGCCCUCAAAUGGUCCGUGAAAUAGCCGAAGCACUGGCAUCGUCAGAAGAAGAAAACGUAGGCGCAGGCACAGAGCAAGGCGCCGCCCGCAACUGCGGCGCUUUCUUGCUAGAACUCACCAAGGAGUUGCCGAAGGAAAUGACAGGCGCUAUAGCCACCAUACAGCCUUAUUUAGAGAGUGAUGAGUCAUACACGCUUCGUAUCAGCGUAUUGGGCAUGAUGUGCGAAGUGCUUAGCGUCGAGUUACGCGGCGAGGGGCUGACAGACGAACAGCGCAUACAGCGAGAUGAUUUCCUUGACGAAUUGUACGAACACAUGCAUGAUCUAUCUGCCUAUGUGCGCCAUAAGGUUCUCCAAUUCUGGAGUAGAUUGCAACGUGAGAACUGUGUGCCAGUAAGCAGACAACGCGUGGUGCUAGAACGAGCUAUCGGCCGUCUGCGGGAUAAGGCAGCGUUGGUCAGAAAGGCUGCCAUACAAUUACUAAAGGUGUUCUUAGAGUGUAAUCCAUUUUCGGCGCAAUUGAAAUUAGAACUGCUUGAAGAACAACUAGAAUCAGAACAGAAAAUACUAGAUGAGCUACAAAAGAAACUGAACCCUGGGCCGGACCCAGAUCUUAUCAAGAAAUGGGAGAAAAUAGAGAAGGACGUGAUAAAGAUGAUAAAAGAGAAGAUUGACAUAUUGACACAGGACGAGCCGGAACUCUCGCAAGCUUCGUUGGAUAAUCUGUAUGAUGCCAUUCGUAAGCAUAUGCGGGAUAAGGACUAUUACAAAGCGUAUUUGAUUGUAAAACACACAGAGCGACAGUAUCCCGAUGCUAAAUUGUUGAGGUGUGACAUGGAAAAAAGCGAUCAGAUUGACUACUUCGUCGCUUUAAUGCGUAACAUAUACGUCAUUCCCGACAGAAGGCAAUCUAUAUCAGUAACACAGCAAUGUGAAAAUGAACUAGCGCUAUACAAGAGAUUAGAGGAGAAGGAAAAUAUAGUAGCCUUCUUACAAGAAUCCGUACACUUCAGUCGAAUGGUCUCUGAAGCCGUUCCUCUGAUCAACGCGUUGCUCAUGUCGAAACAAGCCGGAGACGUGAGCGAAGCGAUUGACUUUUUCACGACAGCCCACCAUUUCAACAUCGAGUCCGCUAAAGUUGGUGUCGCCAAUAUGCUGCUACUAGUUUGGUCUCCAGAUCAGGAUAAACGCGAAGCAGUGGAGCGUGCCUACCGUGACAUGUACCUGGAAUGCGAGACAAAGGCGGAGAGAGCGCGCGCAUUCAGCAUCGGCAAGCGUCUGGUGGCGCUAGUGUCGCACGUGGACCGAGGCAGCGCGCUUGCUCUGGAGCACCUCGUGGGGCAGUGGGUGGAACGCGGAGACAUGUCGCCACCCGUCAUACAGGUCUUCUGGGAGAUGUUUCUGAAGAAAAUCGACGGUACUACUGAUAUGGAUAGCUACGCCGCGUUAUCAUUACUUGUCAUGGUUGCCAAAGCGAAGCCAUCCGUAGCAAUAGCUAAUAUGGAGGUCAUUCAGACCCAUGGCCUCACCGCCGAUUACAAUUCAAGGAAUCUGAGCGCCCAACUCCUAUUGGCUCUAGCUAAGAAGAACCAACGAUACCCUGCUGACCACCCAAUGUUUACCUCCGUAUUCGAAAGCCUUUUGGAAACGUUCUCCAAACUGAAUAACUUCGUUUCGUUCGCUGCUAACUCCGUCGAUUUGAUUUACGCCCUGUGCGACACGCCUGAAACCAUAUGCGCUAAAUUGUUAGCAGAAAUGUAUAAGCGAAUAGAAGAAGCAAUGGUCAAAGAUAAAGAGAACGAGGAGGAUGUUACUCUCCCCACGGAACUAUUGACGCGUUUUGUAUUUGUUCUCGGCCACGUAGCGAUGCAGCAACUGAUAUAUCUUGAUAUCAGUGUUUACAGUGAACUAAGGAGAAGAAAUCAGGUACGGGAAGAAAGAAAAAUUGAAGAAAAACGUAAGAAGAAAACUGGUGCCUUCGCCACGCCCGGGCGGCGCGGACGCGUCGACGAUCUACGACGUCAAACGCUCAUGAAUAUCAGCAACUCCAGCGCUUCUUCGCGAGCGCAACGAGCCAACAGUGUUGCAUCCAAUAAAGGACCUUCGACAAACACUACUAUGACGGAAGAGGAGAGUGGCUUAGAAGGCGCAGUCGCCGACGACGCAGACGCCGAGUACGUGCGUGGCGUGUGCGAACGGGACAUAGUGGGCGCGGGCACGGCGCUGUCUCGCUACUGCGCGCUACUGCGUUGGCUGCUGUCCAAUCCGGCCCGCUGCCCGCCGCCGCUGCAAGCCGCCGCCGCACUCACAUUCACCAGGUUUAUGUUGGUAUCAAGUUCGAUGUGCGACGAAGGUCUACAAUUAAUGGUGACUGUCCUAAAACGAUCAAAAAAUGUUUCCCUACGGACCAAUCUCACCAUUGCUUUCGCGGAUCUGACGCUGCGUUUCCCCAAUCUCACUCAACCCUGGACUCAUCAUAUUUACCAUAUCCUAAGUGAUGAAGAACUAGAAGUACGUCAAUGCGCAGUGAAAAUGCUCUCAUUCCUCGUUCUACACGAGAUGGUGCGCGUGAAAGGACAAAUCGCUGAUAUGGCGCUCUGUUGUGCAGAUAAAGACCCCAGAGUUGCCAGUAUGACAAAACUGUUCUUCAAACAGCUUUCGCAGAAAGGCAACGCUUUAUAUAACGUGAUGCCCGACAUUAUAUCCAGACUCAGCGACCCGGAGUUGAACGUGCCGGAGGAACAGUACAGAGUUAUCAUGAAGUAUAUAACAUCUCUCAUUCAGAAAGAUAGGCAAAUGGAAGCGUUAAUAGAAAAAUUAUGUCAACGCUUCAAAUUGUCCACUGAGGAGCGACAGUGGCGCGACCUCGCUUACUGUCUGUCGUUGUUUAGCUACAAUGAGAGAUCGUUAAAAAAACUCAUUGAAAAUCUAGACUGUUAUAAGGACAAACUGCAUUGCGCCGGCGUCAUGGAAUCCUUCACCACGCUCAUGAACAACACUUCCAAAAUGGCUAAGAAUGAGAUAAAGACUUUAGUAACUGAGCUAGGCGACAAGAUAGAGGAGUGUUUCGCCGUCCGCGACGGUGAAGAGCAGGAGGGCGUGGAUGAGCCGCGCGCGGGCCAACCGCCAGCGGUCCGACCGCCCGCUGCCGCCGCUACUCCGCGCCGCAAACAAGCCGGGCGGAGAGCUAACCGACGCCGCAACUCCGACACUAGUCCUGACGAGAAUGAACCACCCAAUAAUGUUGACACUCCACAGUCCGUGAGAAAAUCAUCUCGUAGAAGAGUGAACAGGGUUGCAGCAAACGAUUCUGAUGAGUCAGAUGAGGAGGAGGAACAAAACAAAGAUGAAGAUGAUGUGUUUAAAAAGCCUCCAGCACGUAAAACUACCCGUAAGAGAAAAUAA